Molecule: messenger RNA, 423 nt
Organism: Miscanthus lutarioriparius
Lineage: Eukaryota; Viridiplantae; Streptophyta; Magnoliopsida; Poales; Poaceae
Source: the annotation of a GenBank genome assembly
AUGCUGCUCAGCGACUGGUACCACGAGAACGUGUACGCGCAGGCGGCCGGGCUCGACGGCAAGGACAAGCACUGGGAGUGGGUCGGCGAGCCUGAGGGGCACGUCAAGCGGGACAUCAACCACGUCACCCUGUCGCUCCCGGCCACCCCCUACCUCGGCGCCUACUUCUACGGCAUCGAGGACAUCGCGUUCGACUCCUCCGCCGAGUCGCAGGACUCCUACGACCGCGACUACGACGUCCAGAAGCCGCGGGGGGCGCAGACCCCGGAGGCCAGCAGCCCCACGACGAACGCGAACGCGCUCGAGGAAGGCGUGAGCGAGUCGCACCCGUGUGGCACCUGCACGGCCACGACUUCUGGGUGCUCGGCUGCGGCGACGGCGUCUACGACCAUGCCAGGGACUCCAAGACGCUCAACACGGUGA